This is a messenger RNA of Hansenula ciferrii, 1128 nucleotides long. It is a transcript of the gene AIT1, whose product is annotated as Ait1p. Bases 1 to 1128 code for a protein of 375 amino acids. The transcript has a single exon. The record is from RefSeq and is a predicted model, not a curated record. Lineage: Eukaryota; Fungi; Ascomycota; Saccharomycetes; Phaffomycetales; Wickerhamomycetaceae.
AUGCCAUUAAAUCAAAGAAAGGUAUUAGAGAUACUGAGUAUACUACUACCCAUAAUCACUACCAAUUCAUUACUCAUCUCAACAUCAUUACUCAUACCUAUCAUUCAUUCAGAUAAGUCAUUUGUUCCAUGUCAUUUGGAAUAUGUUCGUACAUUCAUUUUAUCCACAACAAGUGCAUUUAUAAUACAACUUGGAAGUAGAAAGUUUGCAUUAAUUUAUCAUUUUAAAGUUCCAGUUGAAUUUUUGGCGCUUUUAUUAUUAGCAUAUCCACAAAAGACAGAAAUAGAUCAAACAUAUUCUGAAUGGAAUUUAGUUAAAAGAGAAAGUUAUCUUUUCGGUGCAAUAUAUAACCUUGUUAGUGAACUUUUACAAUCAUAUCCAAAAAUUUGGAAUCUAUUACAAAAUAGUGAUGAGAUAGACCAAGUAUUACAACGUCAAAUUUCAGAAGAGAAUAUAAAUCAGUUAACAAGAAAGAAAUCAACUUUGGAUAAUUGUAUUAAAGUACGAAGAAAUUCCCAGAGUUUGAAGAAGAACGUUUAUUCAUACCCAUCAGAUGAAGUGAUACCAAACUUAUCUUAUCAAAAUUCGAUUGUUAGUGACAAUUACCGAAGAGCAUCAGAAACGAAUCAAGAUACAUUAGUUAUAGAAUAUCGUUCUGAUUCAAUAGAAUUUUUAAAUCCAACCUCAAGUUUCACAGAAGGGAAUAAAACUCCAUUAGGUGCAUUAACACCACAUCAUUCACAUUAUGGAUCUAUAGAAUCAAUACAAUCUCUCAAUUUGAACGAUAUACCCACAAAAGAAUCUAUAUGGCAGACCAUUUGGACAAGAAUGAUCUGGACCAUGAGCUCAUCAUUAUAUGAAAUUGGUAUUUCAUUGAUAAUAUCAAUCACUUUCAUUUAUGUACCAGAUUUGAACGAUAAUCUAUUUUGCUGGUUGGAAAUUUAUUUUUACAAUAAUAUAUCAGAGUUCCUUCUAGAAGUUAUAUUACCAUUGACAAUAAUCACUGGUGUGAUUCAUGAACUGGGGUCAAAAUCUGUCAAACAUGAGUCGAAAAAGAUACAGUUGGCACUUUUCUUGUAUCCAACGGUAUCCGUUGGUAUGUACAGUUUUGGAAUGCUCAACACUUGA